AUGGGCGAUGCGGGUGAAAUUCAUCUUCAGAUUGCAGAAUCGGCCGGCGAUGCAGGUACACGAGGCGAAGAAGAAGCUCAAGGCGUAGCUGGCAAUGGCACGUCCCCGGCGCCAACGUCGGUGUCGGAGCGCGUACAAUGGUGGGCGGUGGUGCUCGUCAACGUCGUGCUCGUGCUCGCCGGGCAGAGCGUGGCGAACCUCCUCGGCAGGAUCUACUACGACCAGGGCGGCGGCAGCUUGUGGAUCGCCACGGUGGUUCAGUCCUGCGGCACGCCGCUCGCCAUCCCGCUGCUCCUCUACUUCCGGCGCCGCCCAAAGGCCACCGCGACCGCGGUGACGCGCCCGCCGCUCCUCAAGAUCUCGGCCAUCUACGCCGGCCUGGGGGUCCUCCUCGCCGGCGACAACCUGAUGUACUCCUACGCGCUGCUCUACCUGCCGCUGUCGACCUACUCGCUCGUCUGCGCGACGCAGCUCUCCUUCAACGCCGUCUUCUCCUACUUCCUCAACAAGCAGAGGUUCACCGCGCUCAUCCUCAACUCCGUCGUGCUGCUCACCUUCUCCGCGGCGCUGGUCGGUGUCAGCCACGGCUCGGACGGGACCAACAGCAGCGUCCCGCCGGGGAAGUUCCCGCUGGGGUUCGCGCUGACGCUGACGGCGUCGGCGCUCUUCUCCCUCAUCCUGUCCCUGAUGCAGCUGACAUUCGACAAGGUGCUCAGGAGCGACACCUUCCACGACGUGAUGGAGAUGCAGUUCUGGAGCAACACCGCCGCGGCCGUGGUGUCGGUGGCCGGGUUGUUCAUCUCCGGGGAGUGGAGCGCCCUGCACGGCGAGAUGGACGGGUACAGGCAGGGCAGGGUGGCCUACGGGAUGACGCUGGCCUGGACGGCCAUAUCGUGGCAGCUGACCACCAUGGGCCUGAUGGGGCUCGUCGCGGCCGUGUCGUCGCUCUUCACCAACGUGAUCAGCACUGUGGGGCUGCCGCUGUCGCCCAUCAUCGCCGUCAUCUUCCUCGGCGACCGGAUGGACGGGGUGAAGGUGCUGGCCAUGCUCGUUGCCGUCUGGGGCUUCUUGUCCUACAUCUACCAGCACUACCUUGAUGAUGCCAAGGUCAAGAAGAUACUAGCUGAGAGAUCAGCCGACGACGAUGACCAACACCGGACUGUAAAACUCGCUACAGAGUGA
This is a messenger RNA of Triticum turgidum subsp. durum (durum wheat), 1182 nucleotides long. The record is from the annotation of a GenBank genome assembly. Lineage: Eukaryota; Viridiplantae; Streptophyta; Magnoliopsida; Poales; Poaceae.